AUGACGGACACACCAGUGGAGGAAUCCCUCUUCCAAAUCAUCCACAGCUACCACCAGUACGCGGCCCGGGAGGGGGACGUGGAGACCCUGUCCCUGGAGGAGCUGAAGGCCCUGCUCAUGGACAACGUGCCCCGCUUCAUGCAGAGCUUGGGCCGGAAGGAGCCCUACUUCGUCACCGAGCUGUUCCGGGCAGCGGACAAGGACAAGGACAACCAGAUCUGCUUUGACGAGUUCCUGUACAUCCUGGGCAAGCUGCUGAGGGACUACCACCUGCAGUACCACCGGCAGCUGUGCGCCCACUACUGCACCCAGCACAGCCUCUACUAG
Pteronotus mesoamericanus is the source of this 327-nucleotide messenger RNA. Its product is annotated as protein S100-A15A-like. Lineage: Eukaryota; Metazoa; Chordata; Mammalia; Chiroptera; Mormoopidae. Gene Ontology annotation, cellular component: cytoplasm. The record is from RefSeq and is a predicted model, not a curated record. Gene Ontology annotation, molecular function: transition metal ion binding; calcium ion binding; chemoattractant activity.